Messenger RNA from Ceratosolen solmsi marchali, 838 nucleotides. RefSeq lists its product as uncharacterized. The coding region runs from base 222 to 683 and encodes 153 amino acids. The transcript has 3 exons. NCBI's taxonomy places the organism in Eukaryota, Metazoa, Arthropoda, Insecta, Hymenoptera, Agaonidae. The record is from RefSeq and is a predicted model, not a curated record. Gene Ontology annotation, biological process: positive regulation of voltage-gated potassium channel activity; regulation of synaptic transmission, cholinergic; sleep.
CGAGAAGGAGGCGGCGGUCGAUCGCCGACCAGGUAAGCGGCUCGAGCGCUUCCACGUGCUCGCAUAAGAGGGCCCCAUAGUCUGCGCAAGCGAACACACCCAGAAAUCAGAGUCACAUUGCGUCUCGCUCGGCCCCAGUGUCCGCAAGUCCAUCGGCGCCGCCACCGCCGUAGCCACCACCGUCCGCCGUGGCCUCGGAGCCGUGGACCAGACUCGCGACGAUGCCGCCCCACCGUAACGCCAGCAUCCUUGUCUUCGUGAUCCUGGCCUCGCACGUAAUAGGCAGCCUCGGUAUAAAGUGCUACCAGUGCAGUAGCGAUACCGAUCCGGAGGGUGAAGAUAACUGCGGGGCCUACGAGAAGUUUAACAAGGAGCGCAACAUCCCCGUCGAGUGCAACAGCGAUGAGUCCAAGAUGCCCGGCACCUUUUGCGUCAAAAUCACCCAGCAAAGUCCGCGUGGUUUCAUUUGGGACGGGAGAUGGCGUCAGGUGAUACGUCGGUGCGCGUCCGUAGCAAACACAGGUGUCACGGGGGUCUGCAACUGGGGCGUUUACGAGAACGGCGUCUAUUGGCAGGAGUGUUCCUGCUCCGAGGAUUCCUGCAACGCCGCCACGAGCCUGAACAUCGGACUCGUGACGAUGCUCUUCGCACUCGUUGUCCCCUUGUCUCUCAGCCUUCGAUAAUUCGAUUUGGUCGCUCCUAGGCGAAUAACAAGAGCACGAACAAGCCAGAAGAGGAAAUCGCUCCCGGCGAGCCAACCGUAGUGAAUUCUAUUUCUUUUACUGCCGCCCCCUCUUCCCUUCACUAACUGACCACCUACCACAUUUCCCCUCGCCGC